CGGGCGGGCGGGGAAGAGGGAACACCAAGGAACUCCCUCCUCAUUUAAAAAAAAAAACACACUCUCCUUCUUUCUCUCUUCCUGUCUGUCUCUCCCCAAAGUUACUUGCUUUCUGAUUUUGUCUCGAAGUUCUGUUUUAGUGUUAUUUUUUCCCCCAAGGGAGUGAAAGGGGAGAAGCAAAAGGCACUCAACCGACGCUAAACCGCUGUAAAAUUGUGAACUACUUGUUACGUAGCUCAAUGUUGAAGAGACUUUGAAUGUAACCUCAGAAAACAGAGAGAGGGGAAUAGAAAUAAAAUAUAUGGAAGGAAAAAGGCCAAGAAUGAGAGAAUUGUCUAAUAUUUUUGACCUCCAAUCGCACAUGGCUUCUUGGGCUUACCCGUCUCUCCACAUUUUUUUUUCUUUUUCAAUCACAUGCUCUCCUCCCUCUCUCUUGAAAUAAAAACUCCCAUGGUUUUUCUCUCUCCUCUCAACACUUAGCUGCUUUCAAGCUUUACUUUUUAGUUUUUUUCUGAAUUUUUUUUUCAUUAGCAUUUGAAGGUUAUUGACUCGACAGUCGAAGAGAAAGAUAUUCCUCAGAUCUACAGUGAAAAGGGUUUUGAGUUUUGGCCGUCGUUGUCAACCUUUUCCUUCUUCUUCUUCUGAAGACUCUGUUCUUUGCAGGAUUGGCUGUGAUUCAAUCUCAAAAAGGUUCUGUCCUGAUUAGAAGAUGCUUUAUAGAGAUCCCUGAAGAGCAGUUUGGUGAUCCAUCGAUGUUCAUUUAUGUUCUGCACAUUUCAAACGGGUUGUAAGUGAUUUCGAUGGUUUGUGAGAUGGAGACGGAUCAAAUUGAAGACAUGGAUGUCGAAGUCCUUUCUUCAAUGUGGCCUGAAGAUAUCAGUAACGAUCCCGGAAAGCAGUUCAAUGUAGAAAAGCCAGGAGGUGAUCAAGAUAUGUUGGAGGAGGUUACAAUUGUGGAGGAGCCAACCAUAGUUGAUUUCAAGCAUCUUUUAGAGCUAACCAACUACACUGACAAGGGCUCGUCUCAGCUAGCAUACCUUGUGAAACACUGGGAAUAUAAGCAAGCAAAUGCUGUUCGUCUUCUUAGAGAAGAACUUGACAAUCUAAGCAGGCAAAGGCAGGAAUCUGAGCUAAAGAAAUUGGAGAUAUUGGAAGAACAUCGUUUCGAGGAGGAAAGGUAUGGAGGAGAUAAACGCCCGAUUUCCAUACUGGAUGAAGUUUACGAUAUAUGGCUAGAAGUUCCUCGGAGGAAAAACGAUGUUGUGGUUCCAAGUAAAAGAGUUGAAAUUGAUGCUGAGUAUGACACUGUCAUAUACUGGAAACAGCGAGCUUUGCAUUUUGAGAAACUGUUGGAAGCAAGCAUCCAGAGAGAGCAACUGCUCAAGGAGAAGUUGCAGGAAAGCAUAAAGAACCUGGAAAGACAGUCCUCACCAGUAGAAGAGUUGUCCCAGAUUCUUAAAAGAGCUGAUAAUUUCUUACAUUUUGUACUUCAAAAUGCACCUGUUGUUAUAGGACAUCAGGAUAAAGAGCUGCGAUAUCGGUUUAUUUAUAACCAUUUUCCAAGUUUACAAGAGGAGGACAUUCUAGGCAAAACGGAUGUGGAAAUUUUCACCGGGUCUGGUGUUAAGGAGUCUCAGGAAUUUAAAAAGGAAGUGCUGGAAAAAGGAUUACCUGCAAAGAGGGAAAUUACAUUUGAGACAGAACUAUUUGGAUCAAAGACAUUUUUGAUAUAUGUGGAACCAGUUUUUAGCAAGGCAGGAGAGACUAUUGGUAUAAAUUAUAUGGGCAUGGAUGUAACAGAUCAGGUAAGGAAAAGAGAAAAGAUGGCAAAGCUUCGAGAGGAGAUUGCGGUACAAAAGGCAAAAGAAACAGAACUGAACAAAACCAUACACAUAACAGAGGAGACAAUGCGUGCAAAACAAAUGCUGGCAACCAUGUCUCACGAGAUAAGAUCUCCUCUAUCUGGGGUUGUUAGCAUGGCUGAGAUCCUAUCCACCACAAAACUUGACCGAGAGCAAAGACAGUUGUUAGAUGUCAUGCUAUCUUCAGGAGAUUUGGUCCUUCAACUUAUAAAUGACAUCCUUGAUCUUUCCAAGGUUGAAUCAGGUGUUAUGAAGUUGGAAGCUACAAAAUUCCGACCACGAGAGGUGGUAAAGCACGUUCUUCAGACGGCUGCAGCAUCAUUGCAAAAGAUUCUUACCUUGGAAGGACAUGUGACAGAUGAUGUUCCUAUUGAGGUCAUUGGAGAUGUCCUAAGGAUUCGACAAAUUCUCACUAACUUGAUCAGCAACGCGAUCAAGUUUACACAUGAAGGGAAGGUAGGAAUAAAACUUUAUGUACUACCAGAGCCUCCUUUUGCAAAAGAAGGAUCUCAGCACGUAUCUGAUGGAUCAACUGCAAAUCAAUCAACUACUAAUGUAGCAAAAGAAGAGACCUGUAUAUCAACAUCUCAAGCUAGCAGUGAUCAGAAAGGUUUUCAUGGUAAGAAACGUGAAGGCCCUUGCCAAAAUCAUUCACUCAGUGACAAACCUGGUACUCCAGUUAUGAAUGGAACAAUAGAUGGAGAUGAGGAGCAAGAAGAGUUACCUGAAACAACAGUGUGGAUACGCUGUGAUGUAUAUGACACUGGAAUUGGAAUACCAGAAAAUGCUUUGCCCACUCUUUUUAAAAAGUACAUGCAAGUCAGUGCUGAUCAUGCCCGAAAGUAUGGUGGGACAGGACUGGGCCUUGCAAUAUGUAAACAGCUGGUUGAGCUAAUGGGUGGCCGUCUUACUGUGUCUAGCCGAGUGCAUUGUGGUUCUACAUUCACGUUUAUCCUACCUUACAAGGUUUCACUAGCGUGUGAUCAUUCUGAUGACCUGGAUGACCUCUCAGAUAUGCCUGAACAUGAUGCUGCAACUGACGAUGCAACUGCUGGCUUCUUCCAAUUCCAGCCACGCACUUUGGGUUCUCUAUUUUCUUCUAAUGGAUCUAGCAGAACCCAAAAAUUAAUGCCACACAAUAUUGGGUAUGCAAAUUCACAUAAACUAAAUGGGUUCGCAGACAAUUCUUAUUCGUUCCCCACGAAUAACGGUCCUACAAAGGAGCUGGCUCCGGUUGAGGAUGCUUGCUCUGUGGCUGAAGCUGUGGGGACAUCAUCUGAGCCUGAUGGUUCAUUUAGUCACAGCCCAGACCCUGAUAAUGAAAGUGCAAUUUGCAGAGACAGGCACCAUCAGAAUGAUGCAAAUGCUCAGAACAAAGUUUCUACCACAGAGCUGUCAAGUUGCUCAGAGGCAAGCAGAGAGGUGGAUGCAAAAAUGAAGAUAAGUGAGCCCCAGCUCUCACCUAAGCAGGAGAAAUCUGACACCGGUUCCCAGUGCACAUCAAACAGCAGUCGAGAAGUAUCAAAUUUGACCUCAAAGCCUAAGAUCCUACUUGUGGAAGAUAAUAAGAUCAAUGUAAUGGUGACACAGUCAAUGAUGAAGCAGAUAGGCCACACGAUAGAUGUUGUGAACAAUGGUAUUGAAGCUGUCCAUGCAGUUCAGCGCUGUAGUUAUGAUCUUGUCCUGAUGGAUGUCUGUAUGCCAGUCAUGGACGGCCUUCAAGCAACAAGAUUGAUUCGUUCCUUUGAAGAAACUGGUAAUUGGGAUGCAGCAGAAAAGGCUGGGAUUGAGCAACCUUUGCCUUCUUCAGAUUCAUUACAAUAUCUUCCCGGUUGUACACCUCCAACAAAGCGUAUUCCCAUAAUUGCUAUGACUGCAAAUGCAUUGUCAGAGAGUGCUGAUGAGUGUUAUGCAAAUGGUAUGGAUUCAUUUGUUUCAAAGCCUGUAACUUUCCAAAAACUGAAAGAGUGUCUUGAACAGUAUUUGCCAUGAUACCCUCCUGUAAAUUUAUGCAUGUGUAUAGAAAAAAUGGCAGCAUGUUAGGAAAGUUUUGUCAAUGUAUCAUCUUCUUCUCAGCCAUUAGCAUCUCAUUAUAGAUUGUAUAGUUAUAUGUCA
Theobroma cacao (cacao) is the source of this 3977-nucleotide messenger RNA. RefSeq names its product histidine kinase 5 (gene HK5). NCBI's taxonomy places the organism in Eukaryota, Viridiplantae, Streptophyta, Magnoliopsida, Malvales, Malvaceae. Gene Ontology annotation, biological process: phosphorelay signal transduction system; protein autophosphorylation. Gene Ontology annotation, molecular function: phosphorelay sensor kinase activity; histidine phosphotransfer kinase activity. The record is from RefSeq and is a predicted model, not a curated record. Gene Ontology annotation, cellular component: plasma membrane.